CUUUCACUGUCCUUCCUGACUUUCUUCUUAGAUGCUGCCCAUUUCUCCGAAACCCAUUAGCGCAUUCGCAUGUCUUUUGUCGUCUUCGUCGUUUGGAUCAAAGCCAAUUGCACUGGUUCCAUAUUCCAAUUACUAGACUUGAUUGAUUGAUUUACUGAUUGUACUGAUUGAUUCCUAUCCUACUUACCUACAUACCUGUCUAGGUACCUACGUACUCUAUACUGGCCUAGUCUAGAUUGGUUCCCCCUCACCACAAACUUGCCCAACGCGGCUUGGCACCCACACUGUACAACACCACUGUCCAGUCGGCUGGGCUGAAGCGACGCUCUGAUUUCUAUCUACUACGACCUACCUUCCGCUACUCCGAUUCCCGCAAUUCGGGGCUGGACUGUCGCCAUCAAUCGAUCAUCGAUCAAAGAGCCGAAAGAGAGCGCCGGAAUAGAUAGCAGUACCUGGAAGGGCUCUUGACAGUAAUAUCUUGGGGCUCCGCCUCUUCCCAGCUGUUCCGUUGGUUAGACGCGACAUUUGGAUCCCGUUCCUUCACUCAACGACUCUACGUCUGGAUGGACAUCGCUGCCAUCAAAUGAGCCAGUCACCCUCCAACAUGACCAAUUCGGCUGCGAACAGGGACGAUCCCAAACCUGCACCCGACGCCUCAGCCCUCGGACAACCCAAAGGAGCCGUGGAGAUGGGCAACAUCCAACAGUCUGACGACGGGUUAGACGCGCAAAAAUCAACUAGAAACAUAGCGAAGACGUCACAACCAUUGAACUCCAAUAGCAGUAAUGCCAGUGCGGCUGUCGCUGCAAGUUCUGAUGGCGAGCAAACCCCGUCGGCAGCCGCCAAGGGCAAAGAGAAGGAGACGGGCGAUCCGACAAAGCGCGGGGAUUCGCUUUCGAUAGAUCCGGCCGGCGACAACGCCAGCUUGACCUCUCCUGGCAGUGCUGACCCAGCAAACCCAGCGUGCAACAUUACGCUCCUGCUGCCGACCGGCGCUCGGCACCCUUACCGCAUCGACGAGAGGUACCUGUCGAAACGCAACGUCGAAAUUCCCGACCUGACCGAGGACGGCAAGCGGGAUCCUUUCAGCAUUAGCAUCUAUAAACUCAAAGAGUUGAUCCUCCGGGAGUGGCGCGAUGAGUGGGAAUCGCGACCGGCCAGUCCGAGCAGUAUACGGCUGAUUCAUUUUGGGAAACUCCUCGAUGAUAAGGAACAGUUGAAGAAAUAUCAAUUCAGUGCUGAAGCGCCUAACGUCAUCCACAUGUCUGUCAAGCCGGCAGAGAUGAUGGAGGAGGAAGAGGGCGCCAAAACGAAAGGCUCUGGCGCGGGCGGGAGGACACGCGAGGGCGGCGGCUGCUGUGUCAUUCUAUAAAGCAGUUUCGGAUGUGCACUGGGAAACCUUGGGAUGAAUACCAAAACCCAGUUUCACUCAUCAAUCGCCGAACACAUCUCCGGCGAGACCACCAAGUUGGUCUGUAUGCACCAUGACUAAACGCACCCGCAUUAGACCGACAAGUCGAUGUAGGCUUGUGCAAAGCAGCAGCAUAACCGGGCUGUGAGCGGCCCGUCCACUCUUACUCUACCCCCCAUCUGAGGAACACACCGGAUGGGCGCCAAAGUCAUUUGCAGCAUAGUAAGCAUGGGAUCUAUCACCACAGCGAGGGAGGGUGAGAGUGGAGGGAAUGGAGUUUUCUUAUGUCAGAGAGUCGUCUUCUGCUAUUAUCUGUUUCCUCAAUCUUCAUCUGCUGGGUAUUUGUCGUCUUUUUAAAUGAAGGGCCUGGGUGUUCUAGGCGCAAGAGGUUGCUUUACCACGUAUCAUUGAUUCCUCUUACCUAACUUAUAUAUGCAUAUAUAUAUACAUCUACAUUAAAUGUUCC
Messenger RNA from Pyricularia grisea, 1877 nucleotides. RefSeq lists its product as uncharacterized. NCBI's taxonomy places the organism in Eukaryota, Fungi, Ascomycota, Sordariomycetes, Magnaporthales, Pyriculariaceae. The record is from RefSeq and is a predicted model, not a curated record. The transcript is spliced from 2 exons. Bases 584 to 1372 code for a protein of 262 amino acids.